Messenger RNA from Mya arenaria, 1608 nucleotides. RefSeq lists its product as uncharacterized. The coding region runs from base 1 to 1608 and encodes 535 amino acids. Lineage: Eukaryota; Metazoa; Mollusca; Bivalvia; Myida; Myidae. The transcript has a single exon. The record is from RefSeq and is a predicted model, not a curated record.
AUGCUUGCACAACCUGUCCACGUAGUUGAUGUCAUACUUGCACAAACUGUCCACGUAGUUGCUGUCAUGCUUGCACAACCUGUCCACGUAGACGCUGUCAUGCUUGAACCAACUGUCCACGAAGACGCUCUCAUGCUUGAACUAACUGCCCACGUAGUUGCUGUCAUGCUUGCACUAACUGUCCACGUAGUCGCUGUUAGGCUUGUACAAACUGUCCACGAAGACGCUGUCAUGCUUGCACAACCUGUCCACGUAGACGCUGUCAUGCUUGCACCAACUGUCCACGAAGACGCUGUCAUGCUUGAACUAACUGCCCACGUAGUUGCUGUCAUGCUUGCACUAACUGUCCACGUAGUCGCUGUUAGGCUUGCACAAACUGUCCAUGUAGUUGCUGUCAUGCUUGCACAACCUGUCCACGUAGACGCUGUCAUGCUUGCACCAACUGUCCACGAAGUUGAUGUCAUACUUGCACUAACUGCCCACGUAGUUGCUGUCAUGCUUGCACAACCUGUCCACGUAGACGCUGUCAUGCUUGCACCAACUGCCCACGUAGUUGCUGUCAUGCUUGCACAACCUGUCCACGUAGACGCUGUCAUGCUUGCACCAACUGUCCACGAAAAUGAUGUCAUACUUGCACAACCUGUCCACGUAGACGCUGUCAUGCUUGCACCAACUGUCCACGAAGUUGAUGUCAUACUUGCACUAACUGCCCACGUAGUUGCUGUCAUGCUUGCACAACCUGUCAACGUAGACGCUGUCAUGCUUGCACCAACUGUCCACGAAGUUGAUGUCAUACUUGCACAAACUGUCCACGUAGUUGAUGUCAUGCUUGCACAAACUGUCCACGUAGACGCUGUCAUACUUGCACAACCUGUCCACGUAGACGCUGUCAUGCUUGCACCAACUGUCCACGAAGACGCUGUCAUGCUUGAACUAACUGCCCACGUAGUUGCUGUCAUACUUGCACAACCUGUCCACGUAGACGCUGUCAUGCUUGCACCAACUGUCCACGAAGACGCUGUCAUGCUUGAACUAACUGCCCACGUAGUUGCUGUCAUACUUGCACAAACUGUCCACGUAGACGCUGUCAUACUUGCACAAACUGUCCACGUAGACGCUGUCAUACUUGCAAAAACUGUCCACGUAGACGUUGUCAUACUUGCACCAACUGUCCACGAAGACGCUGUCAUGCUUGAACUAACUGCCCACGUAGUUGCUGUCAUACUUGCACAAACUGUCCACGAAGUUGAUUUUAUACUUGCACCAACUGUACACGUAGACGCUGUCAUACUUGCACCAACUGUCCACGAAGACUCUGUCAUGCUUGAACUAACUGCCCACGUAGUUGCUGUCAUACUUGCACAAACUGUCCACGCAGUUGAUGUCAUACUUGCACCAACUGUCCACGUAGACGCUGUCAUACUUGCACCAACUGUCCACGUAGACGCUGUCAUGCUUGCACAACCUGUCCACGUAGACGCUGUCAUACUUGCACCAACUGUCCACGUAGACGCUGUCAUGCUUGCACCAACUGUCCACGAAGUUGAUGUCAUACUUGCACAAACUGUCCACGUAUUUGCUGUCAUGCUUGAGCUAACUGACCAAUAA